ACAGGGAUGACUCAAAGCUUAUGAACUCCAAGCAGUAGGAGGCUGGAGACCUAUCAGAGGAAGACCGCAGCAGGCAAAGGCCAAUGUGUGGGAAAGCCAGAGGUAAUCCCAGAGCUCUGAUGCCCAGCCUCCACUGGGAACCUUGCCAGCAUUGCAACAGCUUGAAUUGCACCUUCCUAGUUGCCUAAGUGAGCAACAAGGCUUCUGUCCUGGGAGACUCUAGCCUCUUGCCUUCUGAGGUACCCAAAGAGCUGCCACCCCUCCACAGCCACUGUCCUAAUUGCAACUGCUGCACCUUCCCAUCCACUGUCUCCAUGCACUGGUGGAACCUGCCCCGCAAGGCAGCAGGGGGGGCCGGGAGAAGAAUGGAGCGUCCUUUGAACGCGCUCCAGCAGUGACAGGUGGCCUGAAAGGCGACGCGUAACGGUCUCACCCUGGUGUAAAGGAUACUUCUCUCCCCACACUAAUCCGGCUCCGUCCCACUCAGUAUAGAAGGGGCCGGCUCCGUCCCAGCAUUGGCACAGCUCGGACGCUGCUCUGAGUGCUGGCUGCAACGGGGACCAGGGCAUGGCGGGGGGGUGCUAGGACUCGCGCUCCUGAUGGCCGCGGCAGAAGGAAGCGCCGAGCACUUGCUGCGGAGCAUGGAAGCAGAAGCCUCACCAAAGCCUGCAGAGAUGCCCCAGGCUUUGGAGGGCCCCACAGGGCAGCCAGCUGCUGUCACGGCUCCUUCCGAGGGGGCGCCAGUGGGCCAGAACGCCAGGCCUUGCACCAGCGUGGGGGAGGGCACGGCCCCCGGAGGAGCAGAGAGCCACACUUGCCAGUCGGCCCCAGCAACCUUGCAGCCAAUGGAGAGAGAAGGAGAAAAGGCAGAGCCUGGAGAGAAGGGCGUCCCCAUGGCUGGGAAGGGGAUGAAGGCCAGUGAGAAGAAAGCAGUGGCCAAGGAGGGGGCAGAAAGCCAGAGCCAGCCUACGAUUUCCAAGCAUGAGCCCCCAGCUCCCCAGCGGAGCCUGAGCUGCCCAGUCAGCAGCCAGAGACCAGGGGAGGAACCCCCAGCUGUGAAGAUGGGAGCCGAAGGGAAGACCCCGCAGGGUAGAGCAACUCCUGCCAAAGGAGUCAGCGCUUUGCCAGCAGAACCCAGUCUAGCGGAGGUGCCUGGCCCUGCUUCGGAUUCCCCCAGAGACCAGACUUGUCCAGAGAAACCCACCCUAAGUGAGGUGUCCAGCCCAGCUAGCAGCAGUGGGAACCUGAGCCCUGCAGAGCCCCCCAGCUUGGUGGGGCUACCCCACCCGGCUUCAGAUGAGACCCCUGCAGAGCUCCCCAGCUCAGUGGUGCUACCCCACCUGGCUUCAGAUGAGACCCCUGCAGAGCCCCCCAGCUCAGUGGUGCUACCCCACCCGGCUUCAGACAAGACCCCUGCAGAGCCCCCCAGCUCAGUGGUGCUACCCCACCCGGCUUCAUACAAGACCCCUGCAGAGCCCCCCAGCUCAGUGGUGCUACCCCACCCGGCUUCAGACAAGACCCCUGCAGAGCCCAGCUCAGUGGAGCAGCCUCCUCCAGCUUUGGACAGCCCUGGAAAUGUGGGGAAAACAGGCCCUGUAGCUGGGGAACAGCCACCUUCACCAGAGGAGGAGGAAGUGGAGCCCCCGCCCGGCCCCUACCUAACGCCAGACUUCGGGAAAGAGGACCCUUUCCAGAUACUGGACGAUAUUCCUCCACCGCCCGCUCCCUUCGCCCAUCGCAUUGUCUCCCUGAAAUCCGGCACCGUGAACAGCAUGUUCAACAUCAACACCAAGGAGAUGCUGGGCGGGGGGAAGUUUGGUGAAGUUCGCACGUGCACCGAGAGAGGGACAGGACUCAAACUCGCAGCCAAAAUCAUUAGGAAACAGGGCUCGAAGGACAAGGAGAUGGCCUUGGUUGAAAUCGAGGUGAUGAACCAGCUGAACCAUAGGAACCUGAUCCAACUCUACGACGCCAUCGAGACGCCACGGGAAAUCGUCCUCUUCAUGGAGUUCGUGGAGGGCGGGGAGCUCUUUGAGCGCAUCAUCGACGAGGAUUACCACCUGACGGAAGUGGACUGCAUGGUGUUCGUGAGGCAGAUCUGCGACGGGAUCACCUUCAUGCAUCAGAUGCAUGUCCUGCACUUGGACCUCAAGCCUGAGAACAUCCUGUGUGUCACCUCCACAGGGCACAUGGUGAAGAUCAUCGACUUUGGGCUGGCACGAAGAUACAACCCCCGGGAGAAGCUGAAAGUGAACUUUGGGACCCCCGAGUUCCUGUCCCCGGAGGUGGUGAACUAUGACCAAGUCUCCUAUUCGACAGACAUGUGGAGUCUGGGCGUGAUCACCUACAUGUUGCUAAGUGGCCUCUCCCCUUUCCUGGGAGACGACGAUGCGGAAACCCUGAACAAUGUCCUGGCAGCCAAGUGGUACUUCGACGAGGAAGCCUUUGAGGGCAUCUCGGAUGAAGCCAAGGACUUUGUCUCGAAUCUGAUUAUCAAGCAGAAGAGCGGCCGGAUGAGUGCGGCCAGGUGCCUUCAGCACCCCUGGCUGAACGACCUGGCUGAGAAGGCCAAGCGCUGCAACCGGCGCCUGAAAUCCCAGGUCCUGCUCCGGAAGUACGUCAUGCGGCGGCGCUGGAAGAAAAACUUUAUUGGUGUGUGUGCUGCCAACCGAUUCAAGAAGAUCAGCAGCUCAGGAUCCCUGACGGCGCUGGGUGUCUGAGUGUGGGGCUGAGCUGGGUGGGAUUUGAGCAAAGUGUGAGUCAAGGACAAAGGGCAAUCCCCUGAAAUCUGAGCUGUGCACUGAAGGCCUGCUCCCUGGGGCCUGCACAGGAAAGUGGCAUGUAGUCCCUGCUUUUGGAGGCAGGAGCAUCUCCACUUGGGUUCGGAAUCAAUCCGCUUCCCAAACACAAGGAGUUCACUGCUGGGGCAAUGAAUUGAGAUAUCCCAGUCCUGUACAGAUGUGAAAUUCCUGCUCCCACUGCGGUGAGAUUACUACUGGAUCCCAUCCUGCUGAGAGUCCUGCUCUAAAUUCUGUCUCUGCCAUGAGAUUCCUGCUCUAGAUCCUAUCCCGCACUGUCACUGCUCUAGGGUCCAGGCCACCGGGAUAAUGCAGCUCUGGAUCCUGAACUGCUGUGAGCUGACUCCUCUCGGUCCUGUGCCCUGUGUGAGGCUCCUGCCCCGGAUCCCAAGCUGCUGCAAAGCUGCCUUUGUGGAUCUCCUUCCGGUUCAAUACCACCACCCUGGAAUUCUCGUUCUCUGUGAUGAGGUGCCUGGAUCCUGUACCACUAGGACAUACUACUCCUUUGAUCCCCUUUGAGAUUACUGGUCUGGAGCUCACACAAGUGUGGUGUUGCCAUCUUAGCACCCUGUAUCCCUGCUACAGAUUCUGUACUGCUGUGACAGCUACCACUCUGCAUCCCAUAGGCUCCUGCUCCUAACCAACUGUGCAAUUACCAGUCCCGGUCUCUUCUGCAUCCCCUAGUACAUCUGGAUUGUUACUCUGAGUCCCACCCUCCCUGUGCUGCGAUUAGCCUGGAUCCUUUGCUGUCGUGAGACGACUGCGCUGAACUCGCUGAGCUAUGGAAUUGCCAACUGGAAUCCCAGUGCACAGUGCGACCAGAGGUGCAGAGAGCACCUUCCAAAUCCUAGACUGCAGCAUCCUUAGACUCCACAUUGCAAUUCCCCGUGUUCUGCUGUUUGUGUUCAACUUCCAUUCUGUGACUUGCAAUGGGACACGCAGACCAGCCUACUGAGGGGGCAAGGUCCGUGCACCACACACCAGUCUCUACCUGAGAACCAAGAUUCCUGCUCUCUGCCUCUGAGUGCAAUAGGAGACACACCAUGGCUAUGUCACAGGACUGCUGGUCACAGCCUCAGAAUGCAAUGAAAUCUGUGUACUGCUGUCUGGAUCUGUGCUCCCAGCUCCUGAGUGCAGGAGGAGUAAUGUAACUGUGUGCUAGUGUCAGGAUUUGCACUCCAAGCCCUCUGAGUGCAGAGUGUACUCCCCGGCCUGCUGGUAGGAUGCCUACUGCCAGCCUCUGGAUCUGCUCACCGCUGGACUAGCAUGCGAGACUGCUGCUUGAGCAGAAACCCUCCUCUUCCCAUGAUCGGGGUCCUAGAAGCCGGCGUGCAGGGCUGAGUUCCUGUCAGUGCCGGGAGGCUCCACGCACAGGAAAGGAGGAAGUGCAGAGCACAGAUUCCAGGCGCGUUCCCCAGAUGGAGGCCAGGGAAGAAAGAAGGAGGCUUUGUGCUAGUUCCUAACCUCCCUGCCCUUCUGAGCUGCUAGCGGGGGGGAGAACACAACCUUCCCUUCACACGUCCCCCAGAAGAUAAAGGCAAGAGAGCAUCCUAAUGCAGACCAGCUGGGCUCGCCGCUCCCCCUCGCACAUAUGAAAGGACUGCUUCAGCAUUGACCACCAACGCACAGGAACUACCCUUUGCUCGCUGGGCCCAGGGACCCCCGAUGGGAGGAGAGUGUGGGAGCUCCCUCAGGUUCUGGAGUUUCCUUUGUGUUCCAUUUUGAGCCUGAACCAUUGUGCUCAACAGCGGGCAGGGCUUGGUCCGAGGGAAACCCCCUGCAGACCUGCCAUCAAUGUCUGAGCUGCCCGGGGGGAUCUAGGCCCCUCUAGGGUGGGGUGUAAUGAUGAGAGUUGCCUCCCUUGGUGAUGCGGGAGCUCCUGUGUGGCCCAGUGUACUGACGUAGUAGCUAGGGGAGGGGUGGGAGGAUCCUCCAUGGAGUCUGAGGGCUCGUGCCUCUCUUGGGAGGGGGUUUGCAGAACGAGUCUGAGGCCACGCCCCUCUCUGCCCAACUGAACCCCGGGCUUGGUGUCGUCCACGGGCGAUUCGUUAUGAAAAAGCAGGGUGCUAGCUAACGGGCAGCAUGUAUCUGUUAGGCACAGAAACAACCAGACAGCACUUGACCCAGCCCAAAAGUGCCUCACACAGAGCAUGUGCACUGAGCCACACCCUCAGUUGGGGUACAUUGGUGGGACUCCAUUGACCUCAGAGGAUCUGCACCAGUUUACCCCAGCUGAGGUCUGUAUCUUUUCGCUAAAACUCUUCUCCCUCUGCCCCAUUUUCACCCUGGGUCCACUGGAUUUCCUCUGCCCAGCAGAGCACAAAGCCCGAUGUUGCACUCUGGCCCCUGUGUGUGUACCCUCCCUAGCAGCAGUCCCCCAUAGUGCGGAAAGAUGUACGUUCUCUUGAGAGACGCCAGAGCUCUCGGCUUAAUGUAAAUACAUGUACAGGUCCGACGCCAA
Molecule: messenger RNA, 5259 nt
Organism: Dermochelys coriacea (leatherback sea turtle)
Lineage: Eukaryota; Metazoa; Chordata; Testudines; Dermochelyidae
Gene: MYLK2
Product: myosin light chain kinase 2
Exons: 14
Coding region: 600-2720 (706 amino acids)
Biological process (GO): positive regulation of apoptotic process; intracellular signal transduction; protein phosphorylation
Cellular component (GO): nucleus; cytoplasm
Molecular function (GO): protein serine/threonine kinase activity; ATP binding
Source: RefSeq, a predicted model, not a curated record